Molecule: messenger RNA, 1823 nt
Organism: Oncorhynchus keta (chum salmon)
Lineage: Eukaryota; Metazoa; Chordata; Actinopteri; Salmoniformes; Salmonidae
Product: mitochondrial import receptor subunit TOM34-like
Exons: 9
Coding region: 343-1251 (302 amino acids)
Cellular component (GO): cytosol; mitochondrion
Molecular function (GO): heat shock protein binding
Source: RefSeq, a predicted model, not a curated record
CUUUGUUUGUGUGCAAUUAGUUUGCACAAGGAAGCUGUCAUCUCCCCCUGCUCCACUAGCUGCUGGUAGAUAUUGAAUCUCUGCCUGUUAAACGUUUCCAAUUGUCAGCUAGAUUGCCUGUUAACUGCAUAGGAGUAGGAGGACUAAGCCUAUCCAUGACGGGAAACACUCAGAGAACAGGAUUUUAGCUACAUGGCUGCUGGUGAGAGUAACACUGGAUGGGUUACUGGUCAUCCAGCCUGAUCUUCAAAUAGAAACGAGGCAAGCCCUUGUCCAAUGAAAGGAAGAACCGGAAAGGAAAUCUAACACCAUACAAGAGCCGACUUGAGCAACAAAUCAAAUAUGCCACAUAAGCGUCGUUCCCAGUCUUGGACAGAGUUGAAAAAAGCAGGCAACGAAUGCUUUAAAACUGGACAAUAUGGGGAGGCUGCCUGUCUUUACAGCCAGGCGAUAAAAGAUGUGGAGAAGUCAGGAAAGAAUUCAGAGGAUCUUAGUAUCCUGUAUUCUAACCGUGCAGCCAGUUAUCUGAAGGAUGGAAAUUGUGCAGAGUGUGUGAAGGACUGCACAGUCUCUCUUGACUUGGUUCCAUUUGGCAUCAAGCCUCUCCUUCGCCGGGGUGCAGCGUAUGAAGCCCUUGAGAGAUACAGAUUAGCCUACGUAGACUACAAGACGGCCUUACAGAUAGACUGUCACAUACCUGCAGCCCAAGAUGGUACCAACAGAAUGACAAAGUGUCUGACAGAGGUGGAUGGACACUCCUGGCGAGAGAAGCUCCCACCCAUUCCCAUUGUUCCGAUGGCCGUCAAGGAGAACUUUUCUCAGGCAACAUGCCAAACGACACAACACAAUGGCACCAGAGAAAAAUAUACAUCUGUCCCAGGAGAGGAUGUCAUUAAAAAAGCCCUAUACCUGAAAGAGGAAGGCAAUGCAUUGGUGAAAAAAGCAGAGUACAAGAAAGCCAUAGAGAAAUACACUCAGAGCCUCAAACACAAUCCCUCAGAAAUCACAACCUACACAAAUAGGGCACUCUGCUACCUCUCUGUAAAGAUGUACAAGGAGGCAGUGCGAGAUUGUGGAGAGGCCCUGCAGCUCGACCCCGCUAAUAUCAAGGCGCUGUACAGACAAGCUCAAGCACACAAGGAGCUGAAAGACUACAAAGCUUGCGUGGAAGAUCUAAACAGCUUGCUGAAGGUUGAGCCAAAGAACACAGCCGCACAAAAUUUACUGCUGAAAGUGCAAAAUAAAAAGUGAGCUUGUGAUUCGGAUGCCUGUGGAUGUGAAGGACCCUAUGCUGACCUGGUGUACAUGCCUGAAGUGCCUGUGUUCACUCACAGAAGCAGUUUUUCCUAUCUAUUUCCUGGCCUCUAACUUAAAGUGUAAGUUUUUUUUUUUACAACCAAAUCUCUAUUUUUGAUGUGGAAUUGAUUUGCUCUUUGGGGAAAGUGUUUCUCUAAAAGAAGUGAAAUCAGAAAAAAGGCUGUCUGGACCCUUCUGUAAAAUGAAAUUUACAUGACAAUUUUUUUAAAGAUUUGGUUGUAAAAAAUUGUUUAAACCCACUCAAGUUGGAGUAUUGCUGUGACUACUAAAGAGGAAGCACAGUGAAUGCAUUGCAUAUUUAGCCUUCAUGUACAUCAUGCAAUCACUGCAUGAAACUGGAAAUAUAGCAUUCAACAAUUGUUGAAUAACAAGGACUAUGCAUCUGUACUGUAUUUCCACUAGUAUAAUAACCGAUUGUUCGAUAAACAUGUUUCAUUUAUGUUAUGUCGUGAUCAAUAAAAUGACUGUUGUAAUUAAAGGGAUAAUUCACCCAAAUAACAAAAUUA